GGCUUUUUGCUUGCUUGAAUAUCAGUCUGUGAGCGGCUAAGGUUUCUGUAAUUGGGUCGGGGCUUGGUGUUGUUUGGGGUAUAUGUGAGUGAGGUAAGAAAAUAUGUUUAUUUCGAGUAGUGAAUUUUGAGUCGUCGGUUUUGUACGAAUGCCAAAGAACAAACGAAAGGGAGGGAAGAACGAGGCAGAGGACGAGAAGAGUGAGCUUGUCUUCAAGGAGUAUGGACAAGAGUACGCUCAGGUGCUCCGCAUGCCUGGGAAUGGUCGCUCUGAGGCUCUCUGUAUAGACGGGACCAAGCGUUUGUGCUACAUUCGAGGGAAGGUGUGUAUUGCGUCGGGCGACAUCAUCCUCGUUGGACUCCGAGACUAGCAAGACAGAUGUUAUACUCAAGUACCAACCCGAUGCAGCCAGGCUGCUCAAAGCUUACGGUGAGCUUCCUGACAAGAUUCGUCUCAACGAAGGUAUUGCUGGCGGCCUGGACGAGGAUGAGGACGGCGAAGGCGAUGACUUCAUAGAUUUCGAGGACGAGGACAUUGACAGAAUAUAAACCGCCACCCCGCUCCACUCCUCCAGCCUUCUCCACACAUCGAGACUUCUACAAAAAACGUUGUCUCCUGGAAUUCUUUCACCAUUUGCAUCAACCCUUCAAAUUUCAUGACUCCUACUCAGAAAUCAGCGGAGACCUUAAACUAGACCUUAAACUUCUGCCACUUCAGUUGAGUAAAGCCAAGCCAAGUCACCAUUAUCUUGCGUUCUUCAGCUGCACCAUAGGGAUCCCUUGGACAGGAGUCCGAAGGGUGUAUCUGCAUCCUGCAAUCUUCCUCCACAACAGGGCACAUGUAUUUCAUGAAUCACGAUAAAAGUUAGAUACGGUAUGUAUCUGCAAUUUAUACGGUAUGUUUCCUCCCCGUUGGUGACACCCAGCUCGCUGUACACGUGUGAAGUUGUACUUUGGUUGGGCUGUGUUAGCGGUGAUAAGUUUGCCAUGAGUAACCUUCAUGCCUCUACAAUAUGUUCGUAUUUCAUUGUUAGAAGUGAGUUUUGUACACACGCAGCGGAGUCGCCAAUGUCGCCGUUCUACUUGUACUUACAAUUACAGUAGUUCACGUCAUGGUGUGUGCUAUGCAAGGGAAUUUACUGACAGUAUCUGGUUGACUCUGACUCUUCUAAAUAGGUCGCAGUGGUUGGAAGAUUUCACACUUUGGAACGGGUAAAUAAUGAUUUUUUAUGUCUGAUGUACUAUUUUGGGUUAUUGUAGAGCAUUGGAUGAAUGGGU
Marchantia polymorpha subsp. ruderalis is the source of this 1277-nucleotide messenger RNA. NCBI's taxonomy places the organism in Eukaryota, Viridiplantae, Streptophyta, Marchantiopsida, Marchantiales, Marchantiaceae. The record is from the annotation of a GenBank genome assembly.